Messenger RNA from Ascochyta rabiei, 381 nucleotides. RefSeq lists its product as uncharacterized. The transcript is spliced from 2 exons. Lineage: Eukaryota; Fungi; Ascomycota; Dothideomycetes; Pleosporales; Didymellaceae. The record is from RefSeq and is a predicted model, not a curated record. The coding region runs from base 1 to 381 and encodes 126 amino acids.
AUGACUGCACGACCAGCCCAGGACCGCAUUGCCUCCCACGGCCGUGGCGGAGCAGGCAACAUUGCGCCAGAUGUCAACACAGCCUACACGAAGCCUGAGGACCUAGUCACUCCCACCAUCAAGUCGAACACAUACACCACCGGUCGCGGUGGACAGGGCAACAUGGCGAAGAACGACAACCCAGACAACGCUCGUCUGGCCCAGGAUGUCAAUGGCCCCGUCCAAAUAUCCGAACCCAAGGGAGCCGUGCAUUAUGGACGAGGCGGCGCUGCGAACAUCAUCACCGACAAGGAGCGCAUGAGCGGCGAGGCCAAGCGCAGCGACUCUGACGCUUCUACUGAGCAAGGCCUCAUGUCCAAGGUCAGGGGCUUCUUCAAGUGA